AUGGCUUCGGAGGAGCAGCAGCAAAAGAAGCGAGCCCAGAAGCAGCUGCCUCCGGGGGUCUCCGUCGCCCCCGAUCCUGCGCUAAAUCCCUUCGAGAGGAACCUCCUGCGGAAUCCCAACCCCGAAGGUGUGAAUAUUUCUGAGCCAGCGCCCCCCCUGAUGCUUCCCAGGGCAGCCUGGAACCCUCUGGACCCCAAAGGUAUUUUCAAAGGCUGGCAAGUCAGCAUCGAACCCUUGGAGGCAGACAAGGCAGAGGUCGCCCCAAAGUCUGUCUUGCCACGCUAUAGCUGGUGCGUCAAGCAGCAACACGUAGACUUGGUGGCCGAAGGAUUCUGGGAGGAGCUACUGGAUUCAUACCAGCCAAACAUCACCAUCAUGGACUGGUACGAAAACAGCAAACUGGCCGACUCUGUUUAUGAACUCCACGUCCGGCUCCUGGGAGCUAACGGGGCCACGGUGUUGGGUGAAUUUCACCACGUGGCGCACGAAGGCGAGCAGGACGGGAAGGGAAACAAGAAUUGGCAUCACGUCUCCCACGUAUUCCAGGGCUACGGAGCAGGACUGCGCCACGUCCACUUCCUCCACAAGGCCAAAGAGGUGGAGACGGCGGCAGGAUUCCUCCGGACGAGAGUGACGGACAGCAGUGUCUCUGCCCAGCUGCGGGACUGAUGGCGCUUGGGGGAGUGGUGGGGUGGUCAGGCCGUGU
Lacerta agilis (Sand lizard) is the source of this 706-nucleotide messenger RNA. RefSeq names its product NCCRP1, F-box associated domain containing (gene NCCRP1). Gene Ontology annotation, cellular component: cytoplasm; SCF ubiquitin ligase complex. NCBI's taxonomy places the organism in Eukaryota, Metazoa, Chordata, Lepidosauria, Squamata, Lacertidae. The transcript has 6 exons. Gene Ontology annotation, molecular function: ubiquitin protein ligase activity. The coding region runs from base 1 to 669 and encodes 222 amino acids. The record is from RefSeq and is a predicted model, not a curated record. Gene Ontology annotation, biological process: glycoprotein catabolic process; SCF-dependent proteasomal ubiquitin-dependent protein catabolic process.